AUGAGAUUGGCCAUGGAGUUGAAUCGGGUUAUCUUCAUGACAGACAGUAUGAUUGCCUUAUCGUGGAUAAAGAACAAAGCUAAAAGCUUCAAGAUGUUCGUCUCGACAAGAGUGGGAGAAAUCCAAAGUGCCACAGAUCCAAGUCAAUGGCGACACAUACCAGGAGAGGUCAACGUUGCAGAUGAUCUUACCAGAGGAUUAAAUGCUGAUCAGUUGAACGGAAGAUGGCAGUAUGGACCUGACUUUUUGCGCAAGCCUAAGGCAGAGUGGCCAAAGGAAGCAAAGACCGAGGAAAAGCUAUCAGAAGUUGAAAAGGAAAGACGAAAGGAGCAAUCAGUGUUGUUGGUAACUAAACCAGGGGAAGAGGUAAUUGAUUGUAAAAGAUUCUCCAGUUGGAGGAAGCUGAUCAGAGUUACUUCAUAUGUGCUAAAGUUUGUGAACAGGUUAAAAUCAAGAUACAGAAACAGGGAUGAACAGGGUGACAGAGAAGGCGACAGUAUUUUAACACCUGCUGAGUUACAGAAAGGAGAGACAUUCCUAAUUCAGAGUGCUCAGACGUGUUUGAGAUCCCGAGUCGAAAAGGGAGAAAUGAAAGCGCUCAGUCCGUUUAUAGAUGAUGCAGGCAUUAUUAGAGUAGGAGGCAGAGUAGACAGGGCUAAAAUGCCGUUUGAAAUAAAGCACCCAGCUCUGCUUCCUUACGACAACUGGAUAUCGACACUGAUAACGCGACAUGUUCAUGAGAGUGGUCAUGGCGGAGUUGCGGCUACCACAGCAAAGACUAGAAGAAACUACUGGAUUCUAAAAGGGCAUAAACUUGCAAAGACUGUGAAGUUCAGAUGUACCGUAUGCAGAGCAUUCGAUCACAAAACAGAAACACAGGAAAUGGCAGAGUUACCCAUAGAACGACUAGCCCCGCAUACACCACCAUUUCACCAUACAGCAUGUGACUAUUUCGGGCCAUUUCCAGUGAAAGUUGGACGUAACAAGACUGCUAAACACUAUGAAGUUCUGUUCACAUGUUUAAACACAAGAGCAGUCCAUUUAGAGCUUGCUGUUGAUUGCUCUAGCAUGGAGUUCAUACAGGUGCUGCGUCGAUUCAUCGCGAUUAGGGGUCAGCCAGUAACAAUCCUAAGUGACAAUGGAACGCAAUUUGUGGGAGCAGAACGUGAGUUGAGGAGUAUGGUGCAAGGCUGGUCUGGUGAUAGGCUGAGAGAAUUCUGUGCAGAAAGGGGCAUGGAGUGGAAAUUCAUCACGCCUGGAGCGCCACACCAAAAUGGAUGUGCCGAAUCAUUGGUGAAAAGCUGCAAGUAUGCUCUCAAGAAGGCUAUUGGAGAGCAAACUUUAACGCCCUUCGAGCUAUACACGUGCCUACUAGAGGUUGCUAAUCUAGUGAAUCAACGGCCGAUUGGCAGAAUCCCAACCGAUCCUGAUGACGGAAGCUACCUGAGUCCUAAUGACAUGCUGUUAGGACGGGCUUCCAGCGAUGUCUCACAAGGGCCAUUCCGCGAAACUAGAAAUCCCAGGCAUCGGGUCGAACUCGUUCAGCGCAUCGUCGACUCAUUUUGGCAGCGUUGGACAAGGGAUGUUCUUCCUUUGUUAGCGCCACGACGGAAGUGGAACGUUGACCGCCGUAACGUUCGCGUUGACGACAUAGUGAUGAUGGCUGAUGCUAAUGCUGUGCGUGGAAAAUGGACUAUCGCCCGCAUUACGCAAGUGUACCCCGGUCUAGAUGGAAAAGUUCGCAACGUAAAGGCAAAGACACCGACUGCAGAAUACCGCCGUCCAAUUACUAAGAUCGCGGUUAUUUACCCGGCUGAGGGUUAUGAUGUUUAA
Messenger RNA from Priapulus caudatus, 1833 nucleotides. RefSeq lists its product as uncharacterized. Gene Ontology annotation, biological process: DNA integration. Lineage: Eukaryota; Metazoa; Priapulida; Priapulimorpha; Priapulimorphida; Priapulidae. The transcript has a single exon. The record is from RefSeq and is a predicted model, not a curated record. Gene Ontology annotation, molecular function: nucleic acid binding. Bases 1 to 1833 code for a protein of 610 amino acids.